UGAAUAAAAAACCUUUGAAAACUAUUUAUGACGAAGAAUAUCAGUUUGACAAAGGAGCUUAUCAAAGCAAAGCUGACGAGUGGAGACCUAGACUUCACACUUCUGCUUGUAGAAGCGAGAAUUUGGAAAAGGUACAGCAAUUGAUAGAAAAAGGAUCUCAUGUUAACAAGGCCGAUAAGGAGGGACAUACAGCGCUAACAACUGCUUGUGAGAGAGGUAGUGAGAGCAUAAUACAGUUGCUGAUAAACAAAGGUGCUAAUGUCAACCAGGCUAAUGGGCAGCGACAGACGCCUUUAGCAAAUGCUUGUGAGAAAGGGAAUGAAAAGAUAGUUCAGCUUUUGAUAGAAAACAAAGCUGAUGUUAACAUGACUGGUUGGCAGGGACAGGUACCUCUUGAAAUUGCUUGUAAGAAAGGGAACGAGAAGAUAGUAGAGUUACUGUUAGACAACAAAGCCGAUGUAAACAUGAUUGAUUGGAGUGAAUGGACUACACUAACAAACGCGAAGAUAAUACAAUUACUAAAACACAAAGGGGUUAAUCUUCCAAAAGUUGUCCAGGAGGAAAACACAUAUCUAAUAAAUGCAUGUAGGAAUGCGACUGAAGAAUACGCGAAGUCACUGAUAAGGGCAUGUGCUGAUGUUAACCAGGCAGGUGGACAGGGACAAAUACCUCUAACAGCUGCUUGUAAGAGAGGGAAUAAGAAGCUAAUACAGUUGCUGAUAAAUAAAGGAGCUUGUCUUGAUAUGGUUGAUGGGGAUGGAAACACACCUCUAACUGCUUGUAAGAAUGGGGAUGUAAACACAGUGGAGUUUCUGAUAGAGAAAGGAGUUGAUGUUAAACAGACAGAUGAAAUGGGGCAAACCCCUCUAUCAAUUGCUCGUGAGGGAUGUUAUGAAAAGAUGAUGAAGCUACUAAUAGGAAGAGGGGCUGAUGUUAACCAAGUUGAUGAAAAGGGACAAUCACAUCUUACAGCUGCGUGUGAGAAAGGGGGUGCAAAGGUAGUGCAUUUACUUAUAGAAUCAGGGGCUCAAAUCAAUAAGGCUGACAUGAAGGGACAGACACCUCUUAUAGUUGCUUGCAACGGGGGAAAGGAAAGGAUAAUACAACUUCUGAAGAAGAAUGGAGCUGACGUUAACCAAUUUGAUAGACAAAGACAUACGGCUUUGACAGUUUCGUGUAUGAACCCAAAUGAGAAGGUAUUACGCUUACUAUUAGAAAAAGUAGCUGACGUCAACAAGACUGAUUGGGAUGGUUUGACUCUUUUGACACGUGCUUGCAUAAGCAGAAAUGUCAAUGUUAUACUGUUAUUGGCAGACAUAGGAGCUGAUCUUAACAUGGCUGGUCAGAGAUAUACACCACUGACGGCUGCCUGUACAGGAGGAAGUAAUCAGAUAAUACAGAUAUUAAUAGAUAAAGGAGCUGACGUUAAUAUAGCAGAUAAUGGAAGAGUAACACCACUGACAGCUGCUUGUAUGGAUGGGAAUGAGAAGAUAGUAAAAUUACUUAUCGAUAAGGGAGCAAGUGUUACCAAUGCUGAUGAAAUAGGCCAACCCCCUUUGGCCGCUGCUUGUAGUACAGGCAACACAAACAUAGUACAGUUACUGUUAGAAAAUGGUGCAAACGUUAACCGAGCUAAUGACCGGAGAGAGACACCCCUGACCAUUGCUUGUAAUAAAGGGAAUGAUAAGAUUGUACAGUUACUGAAAGACAACGGAGCUUGUGUUGACAAAACUGAUGGCUAUGAUGGGGGAGAAUGACAGUGUUUAAGUCCUUUGUAUUUCCUUAUAUAGUAUUUCUAAGAUAAGCCUGAACUUUUGAUGAGGAGUAUUUAGACCAAUUGAUAAAUAUAUACGAUUUUUUAAUGGAUAAUGAAUCACAGAACUUUAAACUUUCAAUAUUACGCUAUGACGAUUACGAUGGCGGAUUAAUAACGGUUAGUUUAAAUACAAACACAGAACUUUAAAAAGGCAAGUAAUUUACUAAUCUUACAAAAAAAUCUUGACAGCGUUUAUUCAAUACCAGGCAAUAAAAAGGUUAAUCAAUAUUUACAUCGAUAUAUGAUUGAAGAACGGAUAGAAAAUGAAAAUACUAACAUCAACUAUUCAAGAAAAAACAGAUGUAUCCGUCAAGACGUUUUUGGGGGAAAGCAAUUAAUCGAAUUUCUAGAAAAAACAAAAAUAAACACAAGACUGAAUCGGUCAAAUAGCUCCUAUCGUGUUCAGGCAAUUAUUCGUCCGUGGAUUAAACUUAUUACGUAUGAGCGUUCCUUAUCAAUUGCAAGAAAAGCGCGUUGGAGGUAUAAAGUUUAUUUUGUUAUUUCCACUAUAUAUCUACAUCAUAAUUUAAUGAUCAAUUUGCAGGAAUAACCCCAAGAAAAACACUUGGAUAGUUGAUAGUUGAAUUCCUAAAAUAAAGAAAACUAUACUAGUACUUAAUGUACAAGACUUUUCGUAAAAACCUCAUAUAUUAAUAAAUAAUUAUAUCAAGAAUAACUGCAAUUAUAAACUAGUAAAACAUGAUAAAGGAAUGCUACUAGUAGUUAGUAAUUUAAGUGAA
Mytilus californianus (California mussel) is the source of this 2556-nucleotide messenger RNA. Its product is annotated as ankyrin repeat domain-containing protein 17-like. Gene Ontology annotation, molecular function: protein binding. Gene Ontology annotation, cellular component: cytoplasm; nucleus. The record is from RefSeq and is a predicted model, not a curated record. NCBI's taxonomy places the organism in Eukaryota, Metazoa, Mollusca, Bivalvia, Mytilida, Mytilidae. Bases 366 to 1757 code for a protein of 463 amino acids. The transcript has a single exon.